This is a messenger RNA of Rhizophagus irregularis DAOM 181602=DAOM 197198, 1153 nucleotides long. The record is from RefSeq and is a predicted model, not a curated record. NCBI's taxonomy places the organism in Eukaryota, Fungi, Glomeromycota, Glomeromycetes, Glomerales, Glomeraceae.
AUUGUUGUAGGUGUAAUGAUGGACGGUAGUGUAAGUCAUUUGGUUAAUCAUACUAUUUACAAGAUUUAUCAAUGGAUUAGUGAUGGCGCUCUUGACCUUAAUUCGCGUUUCCAAAGAGGUGAAGUGUGGGGAGAGAAAGAACAAUCAUUUUUGAUCGAUACCAUAGUCGAAAAAUAUUACAUACCACCAUUAAUCUUUUCAGUACAUAAGCAAAAUAACAAUUUAGUACGCGUUUGCAUCGAUGGUAAGCAACGAUUAAUUGCUAUUAAAAAAUUUAUGAAUAAUGAGAUAGCGCAUAUGAAUCCAAGGACGGGCGCAAAAACUUUUUAUAAUCUUUCUAGUGAUAAUUGUGAUCAAUUUUUGGAUGAUUAUGAUCGCUUAAAGUUUGACUACUCUGAAUUGGAAUGUGUUGAAUAUCAUGAUCUUACUCUGGAAGAAGAACAUGAAAUAUUUAAACGCAUCCAAUUAGGAAAGAAAUUAACUAUUGCUGAAAAAUUACAAACGAUUACUACACCGAUGGCAGAUUUCAUUUACGAGUUGAUUUCUCUUUAUCCAGAGAUAUGUUCUAUGAUGUCUCAUUCAGCAUCACGACCUUUUCGUUUAUUUGCUCACGUAAUAUUUUUAUUGGAGAAUGAACCAACAAAAUUUUGGACUUCACAAGUAAUAAUUAAUGAAUAUAUCAACCAAUCACAAUCAAUUAUGUUUCGUAAUGAUUUUAAACAAUCUUAUAUAAAAUUAUUUAAUAAAUUCACUAAUUUAAUUGAAUUAAAUGACAUUAGUGAUUUAUUAAACAAAAUUACUCCUACUGAGUUUAUUUUUAUUUGUUGGUUAUUAAAAAAAUAUAAUACUUUUACGGAAGAUGAAUAUUAUUAUUGGAUCGAUAAAAUGAAACGACAUACAAGAAAAAAAUUUAAUAAUGAUAUUAGAUUAACUCCGAGAGUUUAUAAUACACUUAGAAAAUUUAUUUUGAACAUCAAUUACAAAAAUGGAGAGAAUUGUAAACAUGAAGAGGAUGUUGAUGAUGAAUAAUAAUCUAGAUUGGUGAAACUUGGAAAGAAAAUAAUGAUAGGGAAUAGUAAUGAUCGAUGAUGGUGACAGUGUGAACAAUUUAUAUAGCAUUCAAUUCUUAUAACUUAGGAUUAGUAUACCACAA